Gossypium arboreum is the source of this 585-nucleotide messenger RNA. RefSeq lists its product as uncharacterized. The record is from RefSeq and is a predicted model, not a curated record. Bases 1 to 585 code for a protein of 194 amino acids. Lineage: Eukaryota; Viridiplantae; Streptophyta; Magnoliopsida; Malvales; Malvaceae. The transcript is spliced from 2 exons.
AUGGAGCUGAGCUCUUCAGAAGUGUCAUUGGAGUUUCUUCUAAUGUGGCCGAUCUCACUGUUGAGGGAUAAGGCUUAUCAGUGGUGGCUCACUAUUAAAGAGGGCACUCAGCUUGAAUAUCUGACCUGGGAGUUCUUUAAGACCGCCUUCCAGGGGAAAUAUGUGGGGGCAAGCUACGUAGAUGCCCGUAGAAGGGAAUUCCUAAAUCUGACUCAGGGAGAUCGAUUAGUGGCUGAGUGUAAGGCCGAGUUCUUGCGACUGAGCUACUAUGCACGAGGUAUGGUGGCCUCUGAGUAUGAACGAUGUAUUCAUUUUGAGGAUGGGCUCAGAGACAAUUUGAGAGUCCUGAUAGCUCCGCAGAGAGAGCGUGAUUUUUUUGCACUGGUAGAGAAUGCGAAGAUUGCCGAGAAGGUUAAGCGCGCUGAGCGCCAAAAUCCUGACCACGAGAGAGGUAAGAACAAGAGGGAUUCAGAGCCUUCGAGUUCUGUACAAAGGCCUAAGAAAAAGGCCAGAGUUGAUGGGCAAGUUAGAGUUGGGCCCCCUAUUACUGUUACUGGACUGCAGCCAUGUACUGAUUGUGGUUGA